Messenger RNA from Oncorhynchus nerka (sockeye salmon), 5083 nucleotides. Its product is annotated as cyclic AMP-dependent transcription factor ATF-6 alpha-like. The transcript has 17 exons. Bases 2061 to 4073 code for a protein of 670 amino acids. Gene Ontology annotation, molecular function: DNA-binding transcription factor activity, RNA polymerase II-specific; RNA polymerase II cis-regulatory region sequence-specific DNA binding. The record is from RefSeq and is a predicted model, not a curated record. Gene Ontology annotation, biological process: endoplasmic reticulum unfolded protein response; regulation of transcription by RNA polymerase II. Lineage: Eukaryota; Metazoa; Chordata; Actinopteri; Salmoniformes; Salmonidae. Gene Ontology annotation, cellular component: nucleus.
UUUAUCAAUAAGUGCAUUGAGGAGUACACCACAUCAGUCACUGGCUUUAUCAAUAAGUGCAUCGAGGAUGUCGUCCACACAGUGACUGCACGUACAUACCCCAACCAGAAGCCAUGGACUACAGGCAACAUUCACACUGAGGUAAAGCGUAGAGCUGCCGCUUUCAAGGAGCGGGACUCUAACCCGGAAGCUUAUAAGAAAUAUCGCUAUGACAAACCAUCAAACAGGCAAAGCGUCAAUACAGGACUAAGAUCAAAUCGUACUACACUGGCUCCGACGCUCGUCGGAUGUGGCAGGGCUUGCAAACUAUUACAGACUACAAAGGGAAGCACAGCCGAGAGCUGCCCAGUGACACAAGCCUACCAGACGAGCUAAAUAACUUCUAUGCUCGCUUUGAGUUAAGUAACACUGAAACAUGCAAAAGAGCACCAACUGUUCCGGAUGACUGUGUGAUCACGCUCUCCACAGCCGAUGUGAGUAUGACCUUCAAACAGGUCAACAUUCACAAGGCCGCUGGGCCAGACAGAUUACCUGGACGUGUACUCCGAGCAUGCGCUGACCAACUAGCAAGUGUCAUCACUGACUUUUUCAACCUCUCCCUGUCUGAGUCCGUAAUACCAACAUGUUUCAAGCAGACCACCAUAGUCCCUGUGCCCAAGAACACUAAGGUAACCUGCCUAAAUGACUACCGACCCGUAGCACUCACGUCUGUAGCCAUGAAAUGCUUUGAAAGGCUGGUCAUGGCUCACAUCAACACCAUUUUCACAGAAACCCUAGACCCACUCCAAUUUGCAUACCGCACCAACAGAUCCACAGAUGAUGCAAUCUUUAUUGCACUGCCGUUUCACACCUGGACAAAAGGAACACCUAUGUGAGAAUGCUAUUCAUUGACUACAGCUCAGAAUUCAACACCAUAGUGCCCUCAAAGCUCAUCACCAAGCUAAGGACCCUGGGACUAAUCACCUCCCUCUGCAGCUGGAUCCUAGACUUCCUGACGGGCCGCCCCCAGGUGGUAAGGGUAGGUAACAACACAUCCGCCACGCUGAUCCACAUCACGGGGCCCCUCAGGGGGGCGUGCUCAGUCCCCUCCUGCACUCCCUGUUAACUCAUGACUGCACGGCCAGGCACAACUCCAACACCAUCAUUACAUUUUCUGAUGACACAACAGUGGUAGGCCUGAUCACCGACGACAAUGAGACAGGCUAUAGGGAGGAGGUCAGAGACCUGACCAUGUGGUGCAAGGACAACAACCUCUCCCUCAACGUGAUCAAGACAAAGGAGAUGAUUGUGGACUACAGGAAAAAGAGGACCGAGCACGCCCCCAUUCUCAUCGAUGGGGCUGUAGUGGAGAGGGUUGAGAGCUUCAAGUUCCUUGGCGUCCACAUCACCAAGAAACUAACAUGGUCCAAGCACACCAAGACAGUCGUGAAGAGGGCACGACAAACCUAUUCCCCCUCAGGAGACUGAGAAGAUUUGGCAUGGGUCCUCAGAUCCUCAAAUGAUUUUACAGCUGUAUCAUCGAGAGCGUCCUGACGGGUUGCAUCACUGCCUGGUAUAGCAACUGCUUGGCCUCCGACCGUCAAAGACUCCAGCCACCCUAGUCAUAGACUGUUCUCUCUGCUACCGCACCUAUGUGACAAAUAACAUUUGAUUUGAUUUGAAAUAAGUAUUUCUCUUUCAGAAUACCUUUCUCUAUAUCUCUGUCUGUCUGUCUUACCAGCAUUUCUGCUGCUUACAUUAUUAAUUGGAAUGAUUAUUAUUAGCAUUUUAUGCCCCCCCCCAUAUCAUAAUGCAUUGGCAUUUUGAAGAAGCAGAUCUCCAGACAUGCACUGUAGAUGUUUGCCUCAGUGUGCGGCUACUAGUUCAAAUAACCUUUAUCACUAGCAGGCGAGACCGGCUGGGAACUGUCAUGUUUUGUAAAUGUCCCAUCGCGGGUUCCGUACUAAUAGCAGGACGUGUAUUUAUUUAUUUAUUUAUGGUAUUUAUAGUGGAGAGUUGACGGCAAACCAGGAAAUGUGAACACUUUGUUGUGACUCUUUUGACAAUUUCUAACAUUAGAAAUGGCAGAGUUACGUUUGGAUUUAGACAGUCAUCUACAUUAUGGGCUAUUUGACAGCGAUUUAGCCGAUAUUUGCAUUGAUCAUGAUGGCGAAUGGGACAUCAACCUGUUGAAAGAACUUGAAAACCUAAGUGAUGCAGAAGAGCUGCUUCAAGAAUUUGAGUUCACACCACCUAAUGAAACAACACUGCAACAAGAGGUGAAUGACAUUAAUCUGUUACAAUGGAGAUCCUUCGCCAGUGGAGAUACUGACGGUUGCUGCACAGAUGUAGGAGUGCCUGGGUCCUCCCUAUCAUCUGGAUCUGCGGUUAGUGAUACCUCCUCACUGUCACCACUAUCCCUGAAACAGGAAGAUGAUGUGUCUAUGCAGCCUUUACCGACUAUGUUGUCUCCUGAAAAGAAAAUACACAAGCGAGUCAGCCCAUCUCCCAGAGCCAAGCGACCCGCCCACCCAAACCAGAGGGUGUCCAUUCAGCCCAAACUUCCCCCCGCUGUCCUCCUCACCCAACCCUUGGCCCCUCUUCUCAAAACCAGGACCAUUGUCAUCCAGCCCGUUGGCCUGCAGACUGUGGUCUCAGUGAUCAAGGAUCCACCGCACGUGACUGUGCAUGCUACUGUACCCUCUACUGCAGCAGUUCCCACGAUGCAUCUCCAGCCGAGACUGUUGAUUGGACCCCAGAUCGCUUCCCCAGCCCCUCCCCUUCUCGCUGUCACCAACCAGGUGUUCACCAUGCCAAUUGUACCCCAUCAUGUUACCAUGGAGACCACUGCUGUUUCUGGCCCCACCCAUCCCAUGGCAAUGACCUAUCACAACACAGCUGUGGACACUGAGGCCCGAGAGUCUGCAACACCACUAAGCAAGGGGCACCACCAAACAAGCGGCACUAUGAAGACCAAGGAGCUCUCCAAACAGGUGUGUGUAGAGCGGCGGCAGCAAAGGAUGGUGAAGAACCGUGAGUCGGCCACGCUGUCUAGGCUGAGGAGGAAGGAGGCGCUGCAGGCCCUGGAGGCCCGUCUCAGGGGGGCGCUGUGUGAGAACCAGAGGCUGCUCGUGGAAAACGGAUCCCUCAGAACCCAGCUGGACGGACUGCUCACUGAGAACACUGUGCUGAAGGUGACUGCUCCAAAGAGACGGGCUGUGUGUCUCAUGGUCAUCCUGGUGUUCUUCGUGCUCAACACUGGUCCCCUGAGUGUGUGGGAGUCAGAGCCCAGCAGCUCCAGUCUGUCCACGGGGACGCCACAAAGCAGCCGACAUCUGCUCAGCUUCUCCCCCGACCAACAACAGAGGAGAGGGGAGGAAACACCAGCCCCCCAGUCCCCAUUGGAGCCGAUGGACGCCCAGUACCCACAAUCUCACCAAUCCCAGGACAGAUGGGAGGACUAUGCUCCAGAGGAGAUGGCUUCCCUCUCUCCUGUCUCCAGGACCAAGUCCCUCCGUCUGGCUCAGAACCUGAGAGGCUGGGUUCAUCGACACGAAGAGGAGAGGACCAAGUCCACACGUUCUACCACCAAUCAAUCCAGACAUACAACAACUGAACAGCACACAACCAAAACUGUCCUGAAGUCACCUGAGAGGCCUCAGACGACCCAGUCCAGUAACCAGGUGGUAACAGUCAGCUACUCUGACAGACCAGGAAGUGAGGUUCUGGUGUACUACUCACACCAUCAAAGCUACAGCGACUUCUUCGAUGAGUUAAAUCGACGAGGCGAUACUUUCUAUAUGGUGUCCUUUCGCCGGGAUCACCUUCUGCUCCCUGCGACCAACCACAGCAAAGGGAGAAGGCCAAAAAUGUCCUUGGUGUUACCAGCUAUUAAUGUGAAUGACUCUGUCAUCAAGGAUGACAAAUUUGAGGUGAUGAUGCAGAUUGACUGUGAGGUCAUGGACACCAAGAUCCUCCACAUCAAAACCUCCAGCAUCCCAGAGUUCCUACGUGCCAACACCACUGACUUCCAGGCUGCAGCAUCGGUUGGUGUUCUAUCAGACUCUGCACUGAAUAUAUACCUGCCAAUCUGAAAGCCUAUAAUUUAGCCAACAUUUUGAUAUAUUGAUAAACUGUGACAAUAAAUGUAGCUCUGUUGUAUCCUCUCUGGAAAUGUUCUGCAUCAAUUUCGCACAUCCUCUGUCUUUCACAUUUCACAAGUCCUUGUACCUCCGAUGUUAUAAAUCUAUCAAGACUUAUAAAGAAGUUGUCCAGCAACUGUUUGCCUCCAUAUUGCUUGGUUUAGAGCAUCUGGUUUAUGUUAAAUUGACAGGCUGCCAAUGCAGGCAUCAAGGUCAUUUGUUAGAAUAAAUAUGGGACUUAAUGUUGAACCCUGUGUAACCCCUUCAAAAAAUUCCUUCACUGUCUUGACCCUACAGCUAUUGCGCUCUUUUAAUUGAGCCAUAAUUUUACCAAAUGUAACCUAAUACCUUUAUACAAAACAGUAAUUGAUUCUGGACCCUAUUGAUGGAACCAAGCCACGUUCACAAGAUCCUUUUCACAUAUAUUAAAGUUGUUAAUAGACAUAUCUGGUGGAGUUAUGAUUCUUACUUUUUAUGAAGCCAUGUUGAGUGAACAAAAUGACUUACUAAAAUCCCAAACAAUGUAAGCAAUACAUUUACAUUUUUGUAAUUUAGUAGAUGUUCUUAUCCAGAUCAACGUACAGUUUGUGCAUUCAUCUUAAGAUGGCUAGGUGGGACAACCACAUAUCAGAGACAUAGUAAGUAUGCUUUCCUCAGUAGUUAUCAGGAAAGUCAGCUAGAAAGGGGUGGGGGGUCAAGUGCAAGUGUGGUUCAGUUGAAUGGAUAUUAUUUUUGUGCAGUAGCAGUAUCACACAAACAUGAUGUAAGGUAUGAUGUUAUUUUUGUGCAGUAGCAGUAUCACACAAACAUGAUGUAAGGUAUGAUGUGGCCAUUAUUUUCAGAAAAGUGUACAUUUUGGGUGUAAAAAUGAAUUUGUUUUGUUUGAGUUGCUUAAUGGUUUGUCAUGGUUUUCAGAGUUUUUCAGAAAUAAAACCAUGGACAGUAACAUGUUCUAAUACUGA